Molecule: messenger RNA, 5060 nt
Organism: Gasterosteus aculeatus aculeatus (three-spined stickleback)
Lineage: Eukaryota; Metazoa; Chordata; Actinopteri; Perciformes; Gasterosteidae
Gene: atp9b
Product: ATPase phospholipid transporting 9B
Biological process (GO): retrograde vesicle-mediated transport, Golgi to endoplasmic reticulum; endocytosis; phospholipid translocation
Cellular component (GO): trans-Golgi network; endosome; plasma membrane
Molecular function (GO): ATP hydrolysis activity; magnesium ion binding; ATPase-coupled intramembrane lipid carrier activity
Source: RefSeq, a predicted model, not a curated record
AGCCAAGAUGGCUGACAGCAUCCCGUUAAAUCCAGUACGGAAGAACUCGAAGCGAAUACCGUAUUACCACACAGCCAGACUUUCAAGACUGAACGAAGGUGAACUAAUGCAGCCCUCGGGGUCAGGAAUGGACAAUACUCCCUAGAAGAUGAGCCCUCCAACCUGGACGAGAUGCCUCUGAUGAUGUCGGAGGAAGGCUUUGAGAACGACGAGAGCGACUACCAGACGCUGCCCCGGGCCAGAGUCAACCAAAGACCGAGAGGCCUCGGCUGGUUCCUCCUGGGGGGGUGGAAAGUCCUCUGUGGCAGCUGCUGCGACUGCCUGGCUCGUUGCUGUCGGAGGAGGAAGGAGCUGAAGGCGAGGACGGUUUGGCUUGGCUGCCCCGAGAAAUGCGAGGAGAAGUACCCCAAAAACGCCAUCAAAAACCAGAAGUACAACAUCUUCACCUUUGUGCCUGGGGUUCUCUACCAGCAGUUCAAGUUCUUCCUCAAUCUCUACUUCCUGGUGGUGGCCUGCUCCCAGUUUGUGCCGUCUCUGAAAAUUGGAUACUUGUACACGUACUGGGCACCUCUGGGCUUCGUGUUAGCCGUUACAAUAAUGCGAGAAGCCGUGGACGAGGUGCGUCGCUACCAACGGGACAAAGAGAUGAACUCUCAACUCUACAGCAAGCUCACAGUGCGAGGUAAAAUUCAAGUGAAGAGUUCAGACAUACAAGUUGGCGACCUCAUCAUCGUUGAUAAGAACCAAAGGAUUCCUGCAGACAUGAUAUUCCUGAGAACAUCGGAGAAAAAUGGUUCGUGUUUCAUCAGAACGGACCAGCUGGACGGAGAAACGGACUGGAAGCUGAAGGUCGCUGUGGGGUGCACGCAGCGGCUUCCUGCAGUGGGGGAUCUGUUCUCCAUCAGCGCCUACGUGUACGCCCAGAGGCCUCAGCUGGACAUCCACAGCUUCGAGGGGAACUUCACACGGGAAGACGCAGAUCCACAGGUCCACGAGAGUCUGAGUAUUGAGAACACGCUUUGGGCCAGCACAGUUGUUGCAUCUGGCACGGUGAUCGGGGUGGUGAUCUACACCGGCAAGGAGACCAGAAGCGUACUCAACACAUCCUAUGCCAAGAACAAGGUGGGCUUACUGGACCUGGAGCUGAACCGGCUCACCAAGGCCCUGUUUCUGGCCCAAGUGGUUCUGUCUGUUGUCAUGGUGGCAGUGCAAGGGUUUGUGGGUCCUUGGUUCCGCAACCUCUUCAGAUUUGUUGUGCUUUUCUCCUACAUCAUCCCCAUAAGUUUGCGUGUAAACCUGGACAUGGGGAAGUCGGCCUACGGCUGGAUGAUCAUGAAGGACGAAAACAUCCCCGGGACUGUGGUGAGGACCAGCACCAUCCCAGAAGAACUUGGCCGGCUGGUCUACCUGCUGACCGACAAGACCGGCACUCUGACACAGAACGAAAUGGUCUUCAAGCGGCUGCACCUGGGGACGGUGUCCUACGGCACCGACACCAUGGAUGAGAUCCAGAACCACAUAGUCCAGUCAUAUGCACAGGUGACCUCCCAGCCCUCCAACAGCGGCCCCAGUGGCUCUACUCUGCCGCGGAAGCCCCAGACGUCGGGCCCGAAAGUCCGCAAGAGUGUCAGCAGUCGCAUCCACGAGGCGGUGAAGGCCAUCGCCUUGUGCCACAACGUCACGCCCGUCUACGAGUCGCACGCCGCCGUCAACGGUGAGACGGAGUCCGCCGAAGCCGACCAGGACUUCAGCGAUGACAACCGCACCUACCAGGCCUCCAGUCCUGACGAGGUGGAGCUGGUGCGCUGGACGCAGAGCGUCGGUCUCACCCUGGUGAACAGAGACCUGGCCUCCCUGCAGCUGAGGACUCCCUCGGGACAGAUUCUCUCCUUCCUCAUCCUGCAGAUCUUCCCCUUCACCUCCGAGAGCAAAAGGAUGGGCAUCAUCGUCAGGGAGGAGUCGACGGGAGAAAUUACUUUCUACAUGAAGGGCGCUGACGUUGCCAUGGCGAGCAUCGUCCAGUACAACGACUGGUUGGAAGAAGAGUGUGGGAACAUGGCCCGAGAAGGCCUGAGGACGCUGGUGGUGGCGAAGAAGUCUCUGUCCGAGGAGCAGUAUCAGGACUUUGAGAACCGCUACAACCAGGCGAAGCUGAGCAUCCACGACCGAGGGCUGAAGGUCGCGGCCGUGGUGGAGAGCCUGGAGAGGGAGAUGGAGCUACUGUGUCUGACCGGUGUGGAGGACCAGCUGCAAGCAGACGUUAGGCCCACGCUGGAGCUGCUGAGGAACGCCGGGAUCAAGAUCUGGAUGCUGACGGGGGACAAGCUGGAGACGGCUACGUGCAUCGCCAAAAGCUCCCACUUGGUGUCCAGAAACCAGGACAUCCACGUCUUCAAACCGAUCUCGAGCAGAGGAGAGGCCCAUCUGGAGCUCAACGCCUUCAGAAGGAAACAUGACUGUGCUCUGGUCAUCUCUGGAGACUCCUUGGAGGUGUGCCUGCGGUAUUACGAGCACGAGUUCGUGGAGCUGGCGUGUCAGUGUCCGGCGGUGGUCUGCUGUCGCUGCUCUCCCACUCAGAAGGCCCAGAUCGUCACGCUCCUCCAGCAGCACACAGCCAACAGAACCUGCGCCAUAGGAGAUGGAGGAAAUGAUGUCAGUAUGAUCCAGGCUGCAGACUGUGGUAUUGGAAUUGAAGGAAAGGAAGGGAAGCAGGCGUCUCUGGCUGCAGACUUCUCCAUCACUCAGUUCAAGCACAUCGGCCGCCUGCUCAUGGUUCACGGCAGGAACAGCUACAAGCGCUCUGCGGCGCUGGGUCAGUUCGUCAUGCACAGAGGAAUGAUCAUCUCCGCCAUGCAGGCUGUCUUCUCUUCAGUAUUUUACUUUGCCUCUGUGCCGUUGUACCAGGGUUUCCUCAUGGUCGGGUAUGCCACCAUGUACACCAUGUUCCCUGUGUUCUCCUUGGUUCUGGACCAGGACGUGAAGCCAGAGAUGGCGCUUCUCUACCCAGAGCUUUAUAAGGACCUCACCAAGGGGCGCUCGUUAUCUUUCAAGACUUUCCUCAUUUGGGUUCUGAUAAGUGUGUAUCAAGGCGGCAUCCUCAUGUACGGCGCGCUGCUGCUGUUUGAGUCUGAGUUCGUGCACGUGGUCGCCAUCUCCUUCACGGCGCUGAUCCUCACCGAGCUGCUGAUGGUGGCGCUGACCGUCCGCACCUGGCACUGGCUCAUGGUGGUGGCCGAGUUCUUCAGCCUGGGCUGCUACCUGGCCUCGCUCGCCUUCCUCAACGAGUACUUUGGCAUAGGCAGGGUGUCCUUUGGAGCCUUCCUUGGUAGGUGUGCUGCCUGUCAACGCGUCUGCUCGUCCGUGUGCCCUGACGAUGCUUUAACUUUGUCAGCAUGUUCUGUCUCUUCCGCUCGCGUCAUUCCACUGUUCCGUUUUCGUAUUCAGUGCUGUGACAAAGUGAUUGGAUUCGAUGCGUCGUCCGAUUUUGAAUGUCGAGUGUUGGUGUUGCUUUUUCGCCGCUUGCGUUUCUUUCGUUGCUCCAUUGACUUGCCUCCGUCCCGUGGAAUCAUUCACACGAUGCACUGGUGCGUGUACCUGAACCCUCUCCUCUUCUCUUUGCUCCCCCCAGACCUGUCCUUCAUCACCACCUGGCCUUUCCUGUGGAAGGUGUCCGCCAUCACGUUGGUCAGCUGUCUUCCUCUCUAUAUUAUCAAAUACCUGAAGCGCAAGUUCUCCCCUCCGAGCUACUCCAAACUGUCCUCCUGAGCCCCGCUCGGAUCACUGGGAUUACGUCGCUUUUGUAGUUUUGCGGUGCUUCUUUGAGCUUUCAGCACUUUCUACUUCUUUUUUUUUUUUCCCCCACUCACUGAUUGUGAGUGAUGGAAAGGUGAGGAACCACUGGAACAAUCGCACAUGGAGAGAAAUGAAAUGUUCUUUGGAUUAUGUCACUGAGACUUGGGAUUACUUGAAAAACACACGACAUCAAUGACUCUGAAGGGCGGAAGGGCGGCGCGGUGCGAGAGGCGGCGCUUCUAACGUGACCCCGGUUUGUCGGUGAAAAAAGGGUCAAUCUGCCUUCUUUUGGUUUUUGAAACGAAUCCGCUUCAAAUGUCAUUUUAUACACUGCGUUGCUUUCAUUGUUUCGAUUUUUAUACGUGAGGUUCGGAAUGCUUUUAAAGUGUUAUUUUUUUUUAUUCCAGGUAUUAUAAUAAAUAGAUUUGCUGUCCUGCGUCUUUGAGCAGAGGUAAGUUGCUGUAAGGGAUAAAAGAGAAAAUAAAAAGUCAUUCAUCUGAAUGUUUUCCUGCCUCUCUGUAAGUAAAGAAAUCCUUAAAUACAUGAAUCACUCCUGCUGUCAACGUAAGAGCUCACUGCGCCUCUUAAAACGAGAACGUAUACGAUGAGAUCCGCGCCUCGUCAGCGCGCCGGCCUUCAUCACACGGGCACGUCGCACGCGCCCUCCUCGCUUUGUGCCUCAUCAUUGCUGUUAAUGUGACUUCAGACAGAUCUCAACUUCCAGGAGCACCAAAACGUUUUUGGAAAGGACCGAAGUACUUAAAUAAGUGAGAAUGAUUUUUUUUCGGCCUUAAUUGUCAAUGAGACUCUUUUGGGUUUCCGUAGCAGACGUGGACAUUCAGCUCUUGGUUUUGUUUUUCGGGGGGGAAUGAGUAUUGUAACUGGCUUCAUGUACUAACGAGAUGCAGUCACGUUGUAUUUCUGUGGGAAUCCUAUUUGAGUCCAACUCAGGUCGAUCAUUCCUAAACAGCUGUUAUUCGGUCCAAAUCGAGAAGAAAACCCUUCUGUGUGAUCUGUCUUCACUAAGAGGAAGAAUACCAGAUGUGAUUAUGUGGGUUGAGAGCGACUUCGACACUUUAAAGCAAUUCCACUUGUUUUAACAUUUCUGAUUUACGGUCUUAUGAGGAGCAACUGUUGAUUCCUGUUUUUUUCUGUUGCGGUCUGUGAUGUUGUAUAAACUUUUCUUUCUCGUCAAGUUGCUUUUCCUGUAACGAUGUCUGUUAUUUAUAUGUUAGUAUCUGAUAAAUAAUAAAAAGAGACAACAGAUA